Brenthis ino (lesser marbled fritillary) is the source of this 918-nucleotide messenger RNA. NCBI's taxonomy places the organism in Eukaryota, Metazoa, Arthropoda, Insecta, Lepidoptera, Nymphalidae. The record is from the annotation of a GenBank genome assembly.
AUGUUCUCCAAAAUUGUGGCGUUGUUCGCUAUGGUGGCGACAUGCAAUGCAGGUUUCCUGCACCAUGCUCCAGCCGUAUCUCACAACGUAGUCCAUCACGAAGUACCUGCCCAUUACGCUGUCCAUGCUGCCCCUUCAUACCAUUCUGGUCAAGCGGUCCAUUCUGCACCGAUCCAUACUUCCGUAAUCCAUUCCGUCCCCUCAGUUCAAGCGGCUCCCAUUUCUCAUGGUGCUUCUCAUGGUCACGAGGAAGAUCAUUAUAUUGGUGAAUUCAUUGCAGUAGUUAGCAUUCUGGUGGCGGCAUGCCAUGCAGGCCUAGUUGAAGAGGGACAAGGUCAUGCCGUAUCAUCCCAGAGCAUUGUCCGCCACGACCAGCCCACUAAUGGUGCUACACACUAUGCCCCCAUUGUAGCCCAUGCCGCUCCAGUGUUAACCCAUGCCGCACCUAUUGUUCACCAUGCUGCUCCUCUGAUCCACUCUGGCCCCAUCGUUCAACAUGUAGCCCCCAUAGCUCAUGCAGCGCCCGUUCUCACUCACGCUGAACAAAUCGAAGACCACGCUCCCGCUCACUACGAGUUCUCGUACUCCGUUGACGACCCGCACACUGGUGACCACAAAUCUCAACACGAGAGCCGUGAAGGUGAUGUAGUUAAGGGAGAAUACACUUUGGUUCAACCUGAUGGUGCUGUCAGAACUGUCGAAUACACAGCCGACGAUCACAAUGGUUUCAACGCUGUCGUACAUAACUCUGCCCCAUCAGCCCAUGCUGCGCCAGCUCUGGCAGACCAUUCUGCCCCAGUGGUCCAUGCCACCCCAGUGGUCCACGCCGCCCCCGUGGUUCAUGCCCCAUUAGUUCACGCAGCCCCAUUGGUUCACGGUACACCCGUGAUCCACGCCACACCUAUCUUAGCUCACCAU